ACCAUUUAAACCGCACAGAAUCCAGCCAACACCCAGACGAAUGGUAUUUCCUUGGUGACGUAGCGAACCAGGAAGUGUAUGGAAAGUUUAGAGAAGUACCCAAACAAUCUGAGCAAUGAGUCGGAUAUAUCACAACACUGCACUGCAAAACAAGCCUGUGCAUAAUGAAAAAUACGGAGAUGUAUGGAACCCUUCCCUUUUACAAAGUGGUCCAGGCAUCAUACUGGAAGGGCAACUCGUUGAUGUGUCGCGCCACGUAAUUACAGACGCACAGAGUAAAAAGGAACGGUUUAAUGUCUUGUACAUUAAAGCAAGUCGAGUUCACAGGAGGAAGUUUGAUGCAAAAGGAGAUGAGAUUGAGCCCAAUUUCAGUGAUACCAAGAAGGUCAACACUGGCUACCUCAUGUCUUCUUAUAAGGUGGAGGCGAAAGGAGAGUCGGACCGGUUGUCGGUGGAGGAGCUCGGGGGGAUAGUGAGGAGAGCAGAGCUGGCGAGUAUCACAGACAAGCACUGUCCCGCCCAGAGCCAGGCCUUCUGGAUAGCCGAGGGGGAGGCCGAGAAGACAGAGCUGGAGAUGGGACAGGACGUCCGCCUCAAGACCAAAGGAGACGGACCCUUCAUCUUUUCCUUGGCCAAGAUAGACGGCGGCACCGUCACCAAGUGUAACUUUGCGGGAGACGAGAAGGCCGGUGCCUCCUGGACGGAUAAGAUCAUGGCCAACAAGGCCGGCGCAGCGGGAGCAGCGUCCAGCGCAGCCGCACAGGGAGAGGGGGCGGACGAGGACGAGUGGGAUGACUGAGCACGUGACAUGACUGCAGCCGUGAGGAAACACAGAUACAACACUCGUGACAUUUUUAUGAUGUGCAAAUACAUUUUUUAUGAGUUAAACUAUGCCACAGUUUUUUCCUCCUUGCAUAUGUGUUUGUUUUUCUAACUAUUCAAACAGGCCCAGCACUUCAGGGAGUCAUUUAAACAUAUUGUACAGUAAUUAGAAAAUACAUUUUACAUGGCAUGCCAAUCAGGGCUUCAAAAAUGUCAAAUCAGUGCUGCAAAGUUAAUGCAAUGAGAUCUACAUAUGUUGACCGUAAUGAUAACUCUAGAAAGACAGAUCUGUUCAUCAGGUGGGGUAUACUAAGAAUCUUGUUCAUUUGUACACCAGGUUAAGUUAACCUUGUAGUAGAGGUAAACCAUCUAAUAGAGGAGCCUGGAGCCCUCAUUUUCUUCACUAAAUGAUGCCUGUAGGUACAUCUAUUAGCAGGUUUACCACUCCUUGUUGGUUAACUAAGCCUGGUUUAUCACUUAACAAUGUUUUUAGUAACCACCCAGUUCAUCAGGGGAGUCACCUGCAUUUGUCAGAGAGUGCAAACCUCCACCAUGGCCAUGGUGUCACUGACGGCAUAACAUCUACACGCUGUGGAAUCCUAUACCUAUAAUGUAAUAAGACUUUUCAAGUAUGUAUGCUUGUUGUUUCUGUUGUUUCUUGUUUCUUGCCCUAUCCCGCAAUGGUGAAGAAUCUUUUUUUUUUUUAAAUCCUGGAUCCAGGUCGUGAUCCGGAUCACCACCAAAAUUGAAUCACUUGUUCCUUUUGUCAUUUCCAACAACUCCACAAAAUGUCAUCAAAAUCCGUUCUUAACUUUUUUGAGUUAUCCUGCUGACAGACACACAAACAAACAAACAAGCAAGCCAACACGACUGAAAAAAUAACCUUUGGCAGGGGAAAUAAAAAAAAUAUUUUUGUAACACGGUGCACACAAUCCUGCACCUUAGUGCUGUACAGCUUGAUAGGAAUACAGGCUUGGCAGAUUUUGAGACAUGCCAGUGAUCCUGUCCAUGUCCAUGGGGUCAGGAAAAAAACCCUUGUAGUUUUGCAUAAAGAUGCUGUUUACACAUAUGUUGAUGUUUAUAAAUGCAGACAUUUUCAUGAGUUUACAUAUAAAUACGACUUGGGGAUAAAAAUGAAAACUCCUUUGCGCCAUGUGCGUUUUAGCCCCCAUAACUGGGAUAUUUCUAAAACAGAGGAAGAGGAAAAACAGAGCACCCAGUUGCUUUCUAUUUUGAGUUCAGCGUGUUAGUGUUAAUUCUGUCAACCAUGACUAUGACUAAAAUAUUUCGUCAAAGCCCUUUUUUGAUUUUCGUCAUGUAUACUAAGAAUAAGAUGAAAUUGGGAAGGCAAUGACUAAAAUGUGACUAAGACUAAAAUUGAUUUUCACCAUUGUGACUAAGACUAAGACUACGUGCAUUUUAAAAAGCUGACUAAAUUAACACUGGUGUGAACUAAAAUAGAGAAAAAGAGAACCAGUGUGUGAAGAAGUUUCAUUCUGCACAGUGAGAAACAGUGUGCGGAGAAGGUUUAUUCUGUACAGUCAAUGAUAUAUGUUAAAAAGAGAAGCAGUGUGUGAAGUUCUAUUGUGUACAGUGUUGACUAAAAUUACUAAAAUGACUAAAAGCUGGCUAAGACUAAAAUUAAUUUUCGUCAUUGUGACUAAGACUACGACUAAAUAAAAAAAAGCUGACAAAAUGGCGUGUUAUAAAACUUAGUUUACAUCAUGCUAAUGAGCCACACAAUGAAUGGGCAAUAUGCCCAUGGGGACUCGGGGUUCGAAUCUGGCCGGGGUCAUUUCCCGACUCUAACCACUCUAUCUUUUCAACUUACUUUCCUCUCCAAAAUCACCUUUCUCAAUAAAUGCAA
This is a messenger RNA of Engraulis encrasicolus (European anchovy), 2689 nucleotides long. It is a transcript of the gene arpin, whose product is annotated as actin related protein 2/3 complex inhibitor. The transcript is spliced from 6 exons. The record is from RefSeq and is a predicted model, not a curated record. Gene Ontology annotation, biological process: negative regulation of actin nucleation. The coding region runs from base 116 to 799 and encodes 227 amino acids. Lineage: Eukaryota; Metazoa; Chordata; Actinopteri; Clupeiformes; Engraulidae.